CUCCCAGCUAAGUACAGGAGUGGACAUUACGUGUCAAAAGUUAAAUUUCCAAGUGACGCAACGGAUUCUACAUUAUUGUACAUCAGCAUUCUUUCUAUUUAUCCAAACCAUGUCCCUCCUGCAAAUCCGUUUAAAUAUGCAUCUCUUCCCUCCCUUCCUUUAGAUCCAAACGAAGGCAAGUAG
Sphenostylis stenocarpa is the source of this 183-nucleotide messenger RNA. The record is from the annotation of a GenBank genome assembly. NCBI's taxonomy places the organism in Eukaryota, Viridiplantae, Streptophyta, Magnoliopsida, Fabales, Fabaceae.